Vigna unguiculata (cowpea) is the source of this 1117-nucleotide messenger RNA. Its product is annotated as large ribosomal subunit protein eL8y. NCBI's taxonomy places the organism in Eukaryota, Viridiplantae, Streptophyta, Magnoliopsida, Fabales, Fabaceae. The record is from RefSeq and is a predicted model, not a curated record. Gene Ontology annotation, molecular function: RNA binding. Gene Ontology annotation, biological process: ribosome biogenesis. Gene Ontology annotation, cellular component: ribonucleoprotein complex.
UAUGGGCCUCACCUAAACCUGACCCUGCAACCCAAUCUUUUAAAUUCCAAAACCUCUUCUUUUAGGGUUCCAUCUUUGGUUCGUUCACCGUCGCCACUGCACCCACUCCGUCGCGUCUACCAGCGCUAAGCAAUGGCUCCGAAAAAAGGUGUGAAAGCUGCAGUAGCAGCACCGAAGAAGAAGCUAGGGACUAUUAAGGAGAAAGUUACGAACCCGUUGUUCGAGAAGCGUCCGAAGCAGUUCGGGAUCGGAGGGGCGUUGCCUCCGAAGCGGGACCUGACUCGGUUCGUGAAAUGGCCGAAGACCGUUCAAAUCCAACGCAAGAAACGCAUCCUCAAGCAGAGGCUAAAGGUCCCUCCCGCACUCAAUCAGUUCACCAAAACCCUCGACAAGAAUCUCGCAACCAACCUAUUCAAGAUGCUGCUGAAGUACAGGCCUGAAGACAAAGCAGAGAAGAAGGAGCGUUUGUUGAAGAGGGCUCAGGCUGAGGCUGAUGGGAAAAGUGUUGAAGCUAAGAAGCCUAUUGUUGUCAAAUAUGGUCUCAAUCAUGUUACUUACCUUAUUGAGCAGAAUAAAGCGCAACUUGUUGUGAUUGCUCAUGAUGUGGACCCAAUCGAGCUUGUGGUCUGGCUUCCGGCACUCUGCAGGAAGAUGGAAAUUCCAUACUGCAUUGUCAAGGGCAAAGCACGCUUGGGAACGGUUGUCCACAAGAAAACGGCUUCAGUUUUGUGCUUGACAACUGUCAAGAAUGAAGAUAAAUUGGAGUUCAGUAGAAUACUAGAAGCUAUUAAGGCUAACUUCAAUGACAAGUAUGAUGAGUACAGAAAGAAGUGGGGUGGUGGAAUCAUGGGUUCCAAAUCCCAAGCCAAGACCAGGGCCAAGGAGAAGCUCAUUGCCAAAGAAGCGGCCCAAAGAAUGUCCUAGAUUCAGUUGUUUUAUAUUUUUGAGGUCAUUUUUCUAUAUUUUAUUUAAUGGGAGCCUAUACAAAUUAAUGUGAGGUUUAAUUUCAUUUUGGUAGCUCGUAUUCCAUUAAGACCCGAUUUUGAUCUCUGAUAUUUGAUUAUCUCUAGUUAUUGUAGACUUAAUGAAAUGCAUUUCUUUUUUCUGUUCGGGAAUA